Molecule: messenger RNA, 1275 nt
Organism: Rhizoctonia solani
Lineage: Eukaryota; Fungi; Basidiomycota; Agaricomycetes; Cantharellales; Ceratobasidiaceae
Product: aspartyl protease
Exons: 8
Coding region: 1-1275 (424 amino acids)
Biological process (GO): proteolysis
Molecular function (GO): aspartic-type endopeptidase activity
Source: RefSeq, a predicted model, not a curated record
AUGACAACCUUCAUUCGUAUGACACCGAGCUUGUUAUUGAUCGUGGGGUUGGCACUGACAGAUGUCGCCUUUGCGACCCGGUCGCUGACCAUGAAUCGUGGUAUGGGUGGCAUAACCAGCAUGAGAAACAUUACAGGAAAGGAUCGGGCCAGGCUCAAUACGUUCCAAAAUACUACCGCGCUGUUUGGUGUAGUCCCAGCGGUUAACCAGGACGUGGCCUAUACCGUCCAAGUGUUGAUAGGGAACCAAUCAUACAACCUCAUCGUUGAUACCGGGUCGGGAAAUACUUGGAUUGGGGCAGGCAAACCCUAUCAUCCAAGCUCUACGUCGAUACGAGAUGGAAGAGCAGUUUCUGUAACAUAUGGGAGCGGCACGUUCUCUGGGGUCCAGUACAACGAUACCAUCGUUCUGGGUAAUCUUACUGCUAGUGAUCAGUCAAUCUCUGUUGCAACUCAAGCUCAAGGCUUUGAGGGCUAUGACGGGAUUCUUGGGCUGGGUCCAGCAACAUUGACGGCCGGCACCCUUGCUGGGACGAACGCGCUUAUUCCUACAGUCAUGCAAACCCUGAAGAGCCAGGGGUCCAUUGAACAAAACGUACUUGGUGUCUACUUCCAACCUUUGGUAGGAUCGAACGUGACGGAAUUGAACGGGGAACUUUCUUUGGGUGGGCCCGACCCAUCGCGAUAUACCGGCAACAUCACUUUUACGAAUGUCACUUCAAAUUAUCCUUAUUCCUUGUACUGGGGUAUUGACAUCGAUACUAUAACAUACGAUGGGGACAACAAUAAAACAAUCCUGACUAACGCGGCUCCAGCUAUUAUAGAUACCGGUACGACAUUGACCUAUAUUCCGACCGCGACUAUGAAUGCGUUCCUAGCUGUAUCUGAUGGCCGGAUAGAUCCAGACACGAACCUCCCCGCUUUUCAAACAAAGCCUUCUUCCAAUAUCACCUUUAUUAUCUCCGGUACCUCACUGACCCUCUCGCCGGACCAAUAUCUUGUCUCCCAAGAGCAGUAUCCACUUUUCGGCCUGAACCAGACUUUUUUCUAUGCUUGGUUCGGAGAUGGAGGUGCAAGUGGUACGGUAAAUUUUAUUAUUGGCCAGAAAUUCUUGGAACACUUCUACUCGGUUUAUGAUACGACCAAUAGUCGAGUCGGUUUCGCUCCGGCUUUUCCGAAGGGUACCGAACGAAAGUUUGAAGCCGGAACUGCGAUUUCUGCUACUUCUUCCGCGCGUAAAGAUGAAAUUAUAUCAAGACAGGUCAGAAUAAGCUAG